AACCACCUCUUUUUCUUCUCUCUCUUUUCCCUCCCUCCCUCCCUCCUUCUCUCUUCACACUUACACACAUAUCCACAAGCCAGUAAACCCCCCCCCUCUCUUUCUCCCUUCUCAUAUACAACCACCCUUCUUCUCUUUUUUUUUUUGUUUGUGGUGUUCUGUCUUUUGUCAUACCAUACUAUAAUACACACGACGCACCACGCACCACGUUAUUUUUCACAAUGGCCCGUCUGUCGCAUAGUAAAUCGAGCUCUUCAUCAGCAUCUCCUUCCAAUGUUGUUGGCAUGCACUACAAAGUAGGCCGUAAAAUUGGUGAAGGGAGUUUUGGCAUUAUCUAUGAAGGUACCAAUCUCAUUAGCAAUCAACAAGUGGCAAUAAAAUUCGAAUCUCGAAAGUCAGAAGCACCUCAACUACGAGACGAGUAUCGCACGUAUAAAAUCCUGGCUGGUUUAACGGGCAUUCCAUCUGCGUAUUACUUUGGACAAGAAGGAUUACAUAAUGUAUUGGUGCUGGACAUGCUUGGUCCAAGUCUCGAGGAUCUGUAUGACAUGUGCAGUAGACGAUUCAGUAUCAAGACGGUGGCCAUGCUCGCUAGAUACAUGAUCACUCGCGUACAAAGCAUACACGACAAAAGUCUGAUUUAUCGCGACAUCAAGCCAGACAAUUUCUUGAUCGGUAAACCAGGGACUGAGCACGCAAACUCCGUCUUCCUGAUCGACUUUGGCAUGGCAAAGCAGUAUCGUGAUCCGAAAACAAAACAGCAUAUACCCUACCGUGAACGUAAAAGCUUGUCUGGGACUGCACGUUACAUGAGCAUAAACACCCAUCUCGGAAGAGAGCAAUCAAGACGUGAUGAUCUCGAGUCACUCGGUCACGUGUUCAUGUACUUUUUGAGAGGGUCGCUUCCUUGGCAGGGAUUGAAGGCUGCUACCAAUAAGCAAAAGUAUGAAAAGAUUGGUGAAAAGAAACAGUCGACCAUGAUCAAGGAUCUAUGCGCAGGAUAUCCAGAGGAGUUUGGAAUUUACUUGCAAUAUGUCCGUAAACUCGGAUUCGAAGAGCACCCGGAUUACGACUUUUUGCGAGACCUCUUUGCCAAAACCCUGAGCAAUCUAAACGAAGAAGACGAUGGUGUUUAUGACUGGAUGCUGUUGAACGAUGGCAAGGGCUGGGAGGUAAAAAGAAGAUGGACCUAUUUUACAUGUAUUUUUUUUUUGGGGGGGGUGGGGAAGUCAUGGCAACAAAAAGAUGCACGCACUCAUGAGAAUAUUGAAAAAGCACCGUGCACGCUAUCAACUGGAUGUCCGAAACUCUCGGCACGAUACGACGCGGGCUCGUCAUUCGAAACAAGCGAACCGUGAAUCUGCUCACUGUCACACGGUGCCUACUCAACAACAACAACAACGACCCAACACCACACCAUCGCCACAACAGCAGCAGCAACAACAACAACAGCAACAACAACAACAACACAGCCGUCAAGCGCAUCAUCCAUCAGCAGCAGCAGAACCACCGCGUAAAAAGUCAUGGUGGCAACAUGUGCUUGAUACUCUGACGUGUAGACACUGCAUGUGAGAAAAAAAAAGCACUCCCUUGGCCUCUCUUUUGGUUGUCUGUUUCUUGUGGUGGUGCAACGGUGACACUUGACCCAAAAAAACGCUUUCUCUUUAACCAGUUGUGCUCAGCCCGACCAACCCCAAAGCAGCGGUUGUUGCUAAAUUAAGUUUUGUGUGUGUGCAUUUUUAUAAACAUCGACGCAGGGCGCAGCACUUGUAAACUAUUUAGCCGCCCACAAUAGCACAUAUCUCUUCACCCAACCCCUUGCAGCUUUUAAAGUAGAAAACUUUGUUUUGUGG
This is a messenger RNA of Zychaea mexicana, 1853 nucleotides long. RefSeq names its product kinase-like domain-containing protein. Gene Ontology annotation, molecular function: ATP binding; protein serine/threonine kinase activity. Gene Ontology annotation, cellular component: nucleus; cytoplasm. Gene Ontology annotation, biological process: signal transduction; peptidyl-serine phosphorylation; endocytosis. The coding region runs from base 222 to 1358 and encodes 378 amino acids. The transcript has 7 exons. Lineage: Eukaryota; Fungi; Mucoromycota; Mucoromycetes; Mucorales; Lichtheimiaceae. The record is from RefSeq and is a predicted model, not a curated record.